AGUUCCGUCUUAAAAAAAUAUAAAAACAAAACAAAAACAAAUAUGGCCGAUGAAGAUGAAAUUGAUAUUUUAGGCGAUUUUUCCUUCAAUUCUUGUUUAGCUCAAAACAAUCAAGGAAUCCCAUCAUCAGAGAAUGAGGAUACAGUUCACCCCCAGUGGCUCCUAGACUCUACCGAGUCCAACUGGUAUGAUAACAGACACGAGUCAAAUACUUCUUCAGGGCCAUCAAGGAUCCUCUCGGGAAAUAGUAGAAGUAGAAAGUCCAGUCAUUCAAUGAAUACUCAUACAACAUGGAAUAAACAAGAAAGAUUACUCUUAAAUAGAGAGAUGUCUAAAUACGGGAGAGAUGUUAAGAAGAUAUCUCAGACAUUAAAAACAAAAUCAGAAGCAGAAAUACAAGCUCUUAUAGAAGCAGAGCAUGGAGUUCAUUUAGAUACUCCCCACUUGGGACUGGACAAGGCCCAUGAGGAACAGGAAGAUAUACCUGCCGUGGUGCAGGAGGAGAUAGUUGCAGACGACACAGCAGACCUGCACGAUAUCAUUGAGAUGGUCACCACCGGCUCCCCCACAAUUGUGCUCCCCAGCAAAAAGAACAUCAACAGGUCAAUAAAUAGUUUGCUAAAGCCGGAGGUUCUGCUGGAUAUCAAGAAAGUCACCACUAGCAUUCUCAUCAACCCAUCAGAAAUAUUCUAUGAUGAUGACCUGAUCAUAGGUUCCACAGAGUCUGUUGAGAUUCUAGAUGGGGACAAUAAGGGAAUUAUCAGUAAGAGAUUGGUAGGGAAUAAGAAAAGUGAUCCAAAACUGAAGCCAAAGGUUGCACAGAAGAUUGGCAACCACCGUAGAAAACACUCAACUCACAACUAUGACAGUGGAGGGGUGACUAAGCCCCGUAACAGGAGUAAGGAUAACAAGAAAUCUCCUUUAAACAGGCAGAGAAAGGACUCUAAUUUAUCUGAAGAUAGCAAGAGUCCUAAGUUACAGAUAGUGUUCAGCUCUGGACAAGCUCUGCCCGUGUCUGAAGGAGAACAAGUGAUAAAAAUUGAGAAGAAAACUGACUCUGAAUCUGAAGGUGAAAUAGACAUUGAUGUGGAUAGUGACAAUGACAGUAGUGGGCCCUGCAAGUCUACCACGGAGCCUCCACUGCGGGCCACAAAGCCUCCUGAUGAGGCCCCAAUUGCUGUGCCUUUAAGCAAGUUUGAACCUAUGCCUAGUAGGAGGCAGAAGAAAAUAAAUUUGGACGGCGAGGGCGGCUACACAAUAAUGCACACGGCGGGCGGCGACCUGGUGGCGGUGGGCGCCGAGCCGCGACAGCCGCGCAAGCCGCCGCGCGCCGCGCCCGUCAGCCUCAUACAGUGCCGGAUGUACAACGCUGAUCGACCGGCUCCCUACGAAGUCCGCCUCUACGUGUCGACCCUCAUCAGCAUGGACGUGCAAGCUCACGGCUCGCGCGCCGAGGUGAUGGGGCUGCUGGGGGGCGAGGCGGGGGCGGGGGUGGUGACGCUGCGCGCCUACCGCCCCGCCGCCGCCGCCGCCGGGAAGACGCACUGUGAUAUGGAUCCGGUAUCGCAAGCGCUAGCCAGCGAGCACCUCCUAUCUCUCGGGCACACCCCGCUCGGCUGGCACCACUCGCACCCCGCCUUCCCGCCGGCGCCCUCCGCGCGCGACCUGCGCACUCAGGCGGCGCUACAGCGAGCGUUAGAGAGGCCCAGAGUGCCGUUCCUAGGGCUGAUUACCUCGCAGCACUGGCCUACUGGGCGCACGGCUUCGCAGUAUAGAUGCAUCCGCGUAGAAACAACCGAGGACGGCUCCGAAGCGGGCUUCCAGCUGAGCGUAAAGCUAGUCCCGGACCUGACAGUAGACUCACUUCCGGGCUUCCUGCGCGAGCUGCGGGCGAGCGUGGACGGCGACCGGACCGAGUUCAGCGUGCGCAUGGCCGCUGAUGUGUGUCCGCAGGCCGGUGUCACGUAUUUGGAGAAGUGUAUAUCGAGCGUGUCGCACCACCUCCGCUCGGCGGGCUACUCGGAGGCGCACCCGCUCACCGCCGCGCUGCUGCGGGGGCUGCGCGACGUCUUCAGAUAGACGCUGUGUUGGUGACCAACAUUACCAUAUAGAAACUGUG
Molecule: messenger RNA, 2119 nt
Organism: Plutella xylostella (diamondback moth)
Lineage: Eukaryota; Metazoa; Arthropoda; Insecta; Lepidoptera; Plutellidae
Molecular function (GO): protein binding; metallopeptidase activity
Source: RefSeq, a predicted model, not a curated record